Messenger RNA from Plutella xylostella (diamondback moth), 1233 nucleotides. It is a transcript of the gene Rsph1, whose product is annotated as Radial spoke head protein 1. Gene Ontology annotation, cellular component: nucleus; motile cilium. The record is from RefSeq and is a predicted model, not a curated record. NCBI's taxonomy places the organism in Eukaryota, Metazoa, Arthropoda, Insecta, Lepidoptera, Plutellidae. Gene Ontology annotation, biological process: axoneme assembly; spermatid development.
CUGAUUGACCCUGCUUACUCCUGAGAUACACACGUAGCCAAACACUAAUUUGUGAUCGCCGCCGCCUCAAUGGAACAGAUGGCGGAAGAACGCAAGGGUGAAGUGGAGGAUACGAUUGGUAUUUACGUAGGCAAGCGCAACGCAGCCGGCGAGAGAUGCGGCGAGGGCUGGGCGGUGCUUCCCAACGGGGACUUCUACCGAGGCUGCUACGCACACGGCAUGCGCAAUGGCCGCGGACUCUACGUCUUCACCAGGAACGGAGCCCGUUACGACGGCGAGUGGCGGCGCGCGCUCAAGUACGGCGUCGGGACCAUGAUCUACCCUGACGGCUCGAAGUACGAGGGCGACUGGAAACACGACGUUAAACAAGGCUUCGGAGCCUACUACUACCCUAACGGAGACAUCUACGAAGGCGCCUGGUUCAAGAACAAACGACACGGCCUAGGAACGUACUUCUACGCCGAGACUAAGACAAAAUUCAUGGGCACUUGGGUGGAAGGGGUGAUUCAGGGGCCCGGACAGAUCAUGUAUCCUCGGUCACGUUUCCACGGGUCCUGGACUAAGGGCAUACCGAAAGGGCCCGGCUGCUUCGUCUUCGAUUCGAAUUGUAUGCAACACGGCUUCUAUAUGCUGGUGAAGGACCCGGCCCUUGAAGGGUCCGGUGGAGAAGAGGAGGAGAGAGAAGACAGGGAUUACCAGACGAUGGCGGGGGAGGGCGACGACGAGGAGGACGAAACUCUGGGAAAAGUAGCAGUGUGGCGCGUCCGCAAUAUCACGGCCUACAUGGCGGAGCUACUUCCGCCAGACGCAGUGCCACUUCCGGUGUACGACUCCAUCCCUUCAAUGACGGAUGUCAGCGUCGACACCUGCGCCAUGCCCUUCGAACCACCGUCCGUGGUCGGAGAGGAAGAGGCCUCCAUAGAUGGAGAUUCCUGGCUGAUACACCGCCAACAGUUCUUGGAAGAAGCGGAAAUUGGUGACCACCGGGAUCCCAGCAAAGUGGAUACUGGAAGAUUAUCCACCAAGUCAGAAAAGGGGAGAGAAUCUUCAAAGAUGACUCCUCUGAAAGGAAAAGAACCAUCCAAGAUUGGAACUCCAAAAGGGAGAGAAUCUUCUAAGGUUGAGGCUAAAAAGGAGAAAGUGCCCCCAAAGGCAAAGAUUGGGAAAAAGUAGAUUUUAAUUAUUGAUAAUGAAUACUUAGAGCUAUUAUUAAUAAACUUGUUAUUGUGUUUA